AUGCCACUUUUUGAGGGUCUCAGCGUUGGGGUAGAGAAGACAGCUGCUAUCUUUGACAUAGGUGCUGCAUAUACAAAAGUGGGUUUUGCUGGUGAAACCAGUCCAAGAGCAACGAUACCAAGUAAAAUCAAACUCUCCAAGACAGAUAAGAUUGUCCAUAUCUGGGACUACACCAAUACAGAAGAGCUGUAUGAUGCAUUAGUAGAAUUUCUUCACCAUAUAUACUUUAGGCACUUAUUAGUAAAUCCAAGAGACCGCCGUGUGGUUGUUUGUGAAUCUGUCUUGUGCCCUACACAGUUCAGACAAACCCUUGCUAAAGUCUUUUUCAAAAGAUAUGAGGUGCCCUCAAUAUUAUUUGCUCCAUCACAUCUCACCACACUCUUCACACUUGGGAUCAAUACAGCACUGGUCCUUGAUGCUGGCUACAAUGAAACAACUGUUCUUCCAAUUUAUGAAGGCUACCCAAUCAUCAAGGCUGUAGAGUCAUUACCUCUCGGUGGCAAAGCAAUCCAUGAGAACCUGGAAAGGCAGCUAAAGGAGACAGGGACAAUUAGGGAGAAUGGAGAAGAACAUAAACCUUUGUCUUCUGUCAUGGACAGCAUUCCAGCUGAUGUCUUAGAAGAUAUCAAAGUAAGGACGUGUUUCAUGACCAAUAUGGAGAGAGCAACAUCCAUUCAACAGAGUAUACUCCAGGGAGAUGAUAGUAAGUGGCCAAGCCCUGCUGCGUCUGUUGAAUACCCACUGAAUGGAGGUAGAACGUUGACCAUUGAUGGUAAAACUAGAGAGAUAGCUUGUGAAGUUCUCUUUGAAAUGGAUAGUGAUGAACAGUCUAUUGCAACGCUUGUCUUAGACUCUAUACUUAAGUGUCCAAUUGACAUGCGGAAACCUCUUGCUGAUAACCUAGUCUUCAUUGGAGGCACUUCUCUGUUGCCAGGGUUCUCCCAUCGGCUUCUUGCUGAGUUAAAGCAGCUUCUUACUAAGCCCAAGUACAAGGACUGUCUAGCCAUCUCGACAUUCAAAGUACAUUCCCCACCAGCUCAGGCCUACUUUACAGCAUGGCUAGGAGGAGCCAUAUUUGGAGGUUUGGAGGUUCUGAGCUACCGGUCAUUAACAAGGGAUGUUUUCCUGCAGACGGAGGUUGUCCCUGACUGGUGCUCUCUGUUACCAGCUGUCACAGAAGUUGAGCAAUCUGCUGCCAAGGACAAGACACCAUUAAAAUCACUAGGAUUGCGGAAGCCACAUGGUGAGGCCAAAGGCACCCCAGAGAAAUGAAAUUGAAGUGACACUUGUAAUUCUUAAGACUGCAUAUGUGUUUUCUUUUGAGAUGUGGCUGGCAAAUCAAAAGACACCAGGACGAGGAAGGAACAGAAGAUCUUGUGGUCCUUGAAAUAAAAGUACAAAUACUCUUUGGAACUUUUGGUUUUAUACAAGUCACCUUAAGAAAUCAAAGGCACAGGGAAUGAAUGUAUAGAUUGAAACUAAAUUUAGCAACCCCCUGGCUAAGGAGAACCUUUCCAAUAUAGGUUGCAUUUUCCUAUUUCUGUGCAAGCUUUCUGAAGAGCAGGCUUGAAGAGCUUACCCAGAAAGACUGAAGUACAGUAGAGAUUUAGAUUCAUAUGACAACUGGAGUCAUUGAUCUUUUAGUAUUGCAUUGAGUGAUAGUACCACAGUGCGUAUGAAGAUUCUGAGGUCUUGUUCUCCGAUAAGGCUGCAUUUACUUAAACUUUUGAAAGCAUGCUGUCUUCGCUACAGGCACACAAAAUAGUUGAAAGAAUAAGGCUUGAAGAGCUUACCCAGAAAGACUGAAGUACAGUAGAGAUUUAGAUUCAUAUGACAACUGGAGUCAUUUUGCUCUUGUAUGGCAUUGAGUGAUAGUACCACAGUGAGUAUGAAGAUUCCAAGGUCUUGUUUUUCAUGAGACUGCAUUUACUUAAACUUUUUAAAGCAUGAUGUCUACUGUACAGGCAAGCAAAAUAGUUGAAAAAAUAACCAAGGUUCUGCAGGUUGUUUAAGGGAUUUGACAUGGUUUACAACACCAAAUGCACCCUUGGGUCCUGUAAAAGCAUAUUGAUUGAUAUGGACUGCUUUUUAUGAGUGAUUGAAUUGCUGAUUGUGUACUAUCCAUCGUUAAUGAUUAAUUGUAUGAUCAUUUGCUAAUUCCCCAUUUUACAUUUGGUCUAUGAUCAUUGUAGGUUCCUGUAGGGUGAUUGUUCAAUCACCUAAGGGUGGUGUAUGAUGAUCGUUCAAUCACCUAAGGGUGGUGUAUGAUGAUCAUUCAAUCACCUAAGGGUGGUGUAUGAUGAUCGUUCAAUCACCUAAGGGUGGUGUAUGAUGAUCAUUCAAUCACCUAAGGGUGGUGUAUGAUGAUCGUUCAAUCACCUAAGGGUGGUGUAUGAUGAUCAUUCAAUCACCUAAGGGUGGUGUAUGAUGAUCGUUCAAUCACCUAAGGGUGGUGUAUGAUGAUCAUUCAAUCACCUAAGGGUGGUGUAUGAUGAUCGUUCAAUCACCUAAGGGUGGUGUAUGAUGAUCAUUCAAUCACCUAAGGGUGGUGUAUGAUGAUCAUUCAAUCACCUAAGGGUGGUGUAUGAUGAUCGUUCAAUCACCUAAGGGUGGUGUAUGAUGAUCGUUCAAUCACCUAAGGGUGGUGUAUGAUGAUCGUUCAAUCACCUAAGGGUGGUGUAUGAUGAUCAUGUGAUUUUGCACAGAUUCACGAUCAUUGUAGGAUCUAUGAUUAGCAUGGAGUUAUACAAAUUUUUCAAAAUCAUAAGACCUUAGACACGUUAUAAGGGCAUGUCAUAGGAGCAAUAUACAAUCAGCACGGGGCAUCACCAUCGUACCAUAUACAUGCAUUCUGCGAUCAGCACAGGGUUAUCGUACACUCAGCGCAGGGGCAUUUUACAAUAUUUGAAUGAUCUCUGUAUGGCCUCUGUAUGGUUUGUCUUUGGUCCUCCAUCAUACCCUACUCAUGAAAUCUGAUAAUGGUUGUAAAUAAUGUGAAUGUACCCCCCUCAAAAUGAUAUUAAGACUAAUCAAUCAUAGCAAAAUGUGAACAAAGCAGUAUUAGGUAGAAAAGUGGUCUCCCAAUUUACUGACCCAACUUUAAAUUGUUCAUAAUGUUUGUUACAAGCUACUGAAAUCCUGCAAUUUGAGUGGCCAAGGGCAACAUUUUCAAAAACUUGUGUUGUUUUGUCAUUGAUGACAAAUUUUUUUAAACAAGGCCAGUACACAAAGCUAAGAAGCGAGUUCAAUUCAUAUUACAUAACAUGUAUAUGCCAUGGAGAGGUAAUAUAUGACCUUGUACUCAUUCGUGUUUAGUUAAAGAAGACUAAUCUUGCCAUUAUCUCCUUACUUAGAGUUUACUAUAAUGUUAUCCCAAUUGGGACAGCUCUUUAUGACUUUACCACGGGGACAUUUCUUAUGUUUGAGCAUAUACCUUUUUUUUUAACGAGAGAUUAUGGUGGUGAAUGAUGUGUAUUCAAAUUAAAGAUUGUAUUUCAGAUCCAUUUCUUUAGGAAUGAAACUAACACAUUACAAAGAAUUCAAAAUAAGUAUAUCAAAUUCCCCUGGUAAUUUCCAUGUACUAGGGCCUCAUUAUAUUGAUGUCUGUUGUCUUACUUGUAUGCCAUUAAACAGCAGAAUUAUUAAAGAUCAAGUCCACCCAAGAAAAAUGUUUAUUUGAAUAAAAAGAGAAAAAUCAAACUAGCAUAACACUGAAAAUUUCAUCAAAAUCGGAUGUAAAAUAAGAAAUUUUGACAUUUUAAAGUUUCAAUUAUUUUUCACAAAACAGUGAUAUGCACAACUGAGUGACAUGCAAAUGAGAUAGUCGAUGAUGUCCCUCACUCACUAUUUCUUUUGUUUGUUAUUGUUGGAAUUAUACAAUAUUUCACUUUUUACAAAUUUGACAUAAAGGACCAACUUGACUGAACCCUAUAGUAUUAAUGCUAAUUCCACAUGUUCAGGGAGGAAUUUGGAGAAAAUUAGAAUAUUUCAUAUAAUAAAAUACAAAAGAAAUAGUGAGUGGAUGACAUCAUCAGUCUCCUCAUUUGCAUACAGACCAGGAUGUGCAUAUAACUGUUUUGUGAAAUUAAGCGAAACUUUAAAAUGUGAUAACUUUCUUAUUUUAUAUCCGAUUUUGAUGAAAUUUUCAGUGUUAUGCUUGUUGGAUUUUUUCUUUUUAUUCAAAUCAACUUUUUGUUGGAGUGGACUGUCCUUUAAGGGAUUGCUAUUAUCACAUUAGUAAGACAACAUAUAAUACAAAAUGUACAUAUUUGUAAAUAAUGAGCAUACCAUUCAAUAUUUUACCAGCACAAGUCAAGAUAGCAGAAAUAUUGUUAAAUGAGUCAAAUCACUUUUGAACAAAACAAAAAAACUGUGAUCCCAAAAUGAAGAAAUGGAACAAAGAUAAAGUAUGUGUA
This is a messenger RNA of Lytechinus pictus (painted urchin), 4415 nucleotides long. RefSeq names its product actin-related protein 10-like. The transcript is spliced from 10 exons. The record is from RefSeq and is a predicted model, not a curated record. Gene Ontology annotation, biological process: retrograde axonal transport of mitochondrion. The coding region runs from base 1 to 1272 and encodes 423 amino acids. Gene Ontology annotation, cellular component: dynactin complex. NCBI's taxonomy places the organism in Eukaryota, Metazoa, Echinodermata, Echinoidea, Temnopleuroida, Toxopneustidae.